Grus americana (Whooping crane) is the source of this 1560-nucleotide messenger RNA. It is a transcript of the gene MRNIP, whose product is annotated as MRN complex interacting protein. Gene Ontology annotation, cellular component: nucleus. The record is from RefSeq and is a predicted model, not a curated record. Bases 4 to 1113 code for a protein of 369 amino acids. Lineage: Eukaryota; Metazoa; Chordata; Aves; Gruiformes; Gruidae. Gene Ontology annotation, molecular function: chromatin binding. The transcript is spliced from 7 exons. Gene Ontology annotation, biological process: mitotic G2 DNA damage checkpoint signaling.
GCCAUGGCGAGGGCGGGCGGUGGGAUGGCGCCGCGGUUCUGGGUGCUGCGGUGCUGCUCCUGCCGCCUCUUCCAGGUGCAGCAGGCCAAGCGGAGCGGGAAGUGGAGCUGCAGCGUGUGCGGCCAGCGGCAGGCCGUGCAGAAGGUUUACGGCCAAGGGUCUGGCCUGGACUGUAGGCACCAUGUCCAGAAAUUAAACUUGCUGCAGGGUGAGGCAGAGGAAGCAAUUGGGCGGACACCUUGGUGCGUAGAAGAAUCUGUAACUGACAGCAAAAAUACAGCGGCCCAACGUGAAGACAGUUCAGUCCAGCAGGAGGGAAGGGCAAAAAUCAGUCGCUGGAGUAAAUAUCUGGAUGAGGACAGUGAAGAUCAGGAAGAUGGGGAGGAGGAGGCAGUUACAGAAAGGCAACAGUUCUGUUCCUGGAGGAAGAAUACUGUGGAAGAACAAAGGAAACAGCAGAAGAGCUUCCUCUCUAGUGAUGUUCAGGAGUAUGCAGAAGAAAACGGAGUUUUCCAGCUUGCCUACCAAGCCAAAAAGGUUAAAACCUCUGAGCACAAGAAAUGUUUAGUGCCUGAUCGAGAUGAUGGAGAUACUGUUCCUGGAGACAGCAUGGUUCCGGCUGUCAGUGAGUGUGUUGUGCCUGAGGAGAAUACACAAACCCCAACUGCUUGUACCAAACCCUCAAAGUGGGAAAAAUUUCUCUCAAGUUCUGACAGUUAUAGCGAAAAUGCUGCGAGGGUCACCUUGUCACCACAGGAGGGCAGUGGAAGGUUGGGGCUACACAGCACCACUGCAGCAGAUGCUGGUACAGUCAGAACUCCUCUACCUCAAGGUACAGGUUUUGAAUUGAAAAACCGUGUUGCUAGCACUGAGCAGCUUGCCUGGAAACUGCCCAGCACCAGUUGCUCAAUGGAGGAUGUGUUGUUCAAAGAACCUCAAAACCAAUUGAUGAGGGCAGGAUGUGGUGUCUCAGAGACCAGUGCCAGAAGGUGCUCUUUGGAUAGCAUGAGAAGGCCAAAUGCCCUUGUGAACUGUAACACUGGGCCAAAGCCCAGCAGUGUUUCUUGUGAACACCUCUUCUGCACAGAUGAGGAGUUUGAUGAUGAUCUCUGAGAAGUUCAGGCAACUUUGGCAUUGCUUUCUUGUUUGUCUCUAUAAUGUAUUUGGUAUGUUGAGUUCUGAGGCAAGAUUUACUCUGAGCCUUACAGAACUCUGUAAUUAAAGCAGAUUACUUGCUCUGUGGCUGUGUUUGGGGAAAGGGUAUGAGGGUGGAAAAGACUGUUGCAGUGGGCAAGUACCAAUGUUACACAGUGUUGUCUAGCAACCUCAUCAGUUAGAAAUGAGUGGAAGUAGGUCAGCUUGAGGGGGAAGCUCUACGGAUUCCCAGCUACUACAAUUAAAUUCUAUGAUUUACCUAUUACAAACUACAGCUCUUUUCCCUUGUGCUCUUUGUUUAGAUCUCCUAUAGCAACCCUUUCUUCCAGAACUGCAGUGCAGGCUUUGAGGCCAGCAUUUUGUUUCCCUUCAGAAGCAUAGCCUUAGGGGUACACCAAGGCAUGU